Molecule: messenger RNA, 1350 nt
Organism: Aspergillus sclerotioniger CBS 115572
Lineage: Eukaryota; Fungi; Ascomycota; Eurotiomycetes; Eurotiales; Aspergillaceae
Product: capsule polysaccharide biosynthesis protein
Exons: 1
Coding region: 105-1301 (398 amino acids)
Molecular function (GO): glycosyltransferase activity
Source: RefSeq, a predicted model, not a curated record
CUACAACUUGACGAGGAAAGAUUUUCUCUCUUUAAUUUCUCUAAUUCGCCAUCACCUUAUUAAUGCCACUUGCACACACAACCACAUCCUCAACACACAACAAUAUGAAAUCUAUCAGCCAAUAUCCUCUCCCAGCAGGUGCACACAUCAUCCCAGAACACCUCCUGGACCUUCGCUCUGACUCCGAAGUUGACAAUGACCUCCUCCACCCCCGACCCAUUACCGACGAGAAAAACAUUUGGCUCUUUUGGCACAGCGGCUACUCCACCAUGCAUCCAUAUACCAAGCGCAACGUGCGUGCUUGGCACCGUCGCUUCUCCAAAUCAGGCUGGGCUGUCCGUGUCAUUGACUGCCUGCCAUCCUCUCCGCUUAACAUCUCCAAUUACUUCGACAUCAAUGACCCGGAAUACUUUCCUCGCGCAUUCGCUGAAGGUACCAUCACCGGUACCUACGCAAAGCAGCACACAUCCGAUCUCGUCCGAUUACCCCUCCUACUCAAGUACGGUGGAAUCUACGCCGAUGUCGGACUCAUCCAAAUCGGCGAUGUGGAUUGGCUGUGGCGCGAGACAGUCGGAAACCCGGACUCCCGGUUCGAGGUGCUCUCCUACAAUGCCGGCGACGUCAAUGAACGCAGUCUCACCAACUACUUUCUCAUGGCGCGGCCGAAUAACCCGCUGUUUGAGCGGUCUCAUCGACUACUGCUGAAGUUAUGGGAGGGAAAGACCUGCACGGAGGGGAUGCACCGCAGCCCACUGUUAAAAGAUCUCCCGUUCAUAGAAGGGUCGGGAAAUCUGACGGAGCAGCAGUGCAGGGAGUUGACGGAUUAUAUCAUCCAGGGACAGGUGAUGACGCUAGUCAUGGGGUUGGUGGAUGAAAAGGAUAAUUGGGAUGGACCGAAAUAUAUCGCGGAGCAUCUUUACGGUAUUGAGUUCAUGCAAGGAUCGCAACUGAUCAAUGCCAUGACUGCGUGGGAUGGUCAGAAGGCGUUUGAGCUGAUCUCGUUGUCGUUGCCGAAGGAGGGCGAGGAAGAAAGCCCGGAGCAGAAGCAAGCGCGGGAGAUUGUCGAGGGGUGUCUGACGAAGAGUUUCGGGUUCAAACUGGCGCACGGAUACAUCUUGGAGGUGAUGAGUGUGACCCUGGGGUCGCUGUGGAGGGCGAACGACGGAUCGGACAAUGUGCCGGGGACGUAUGCGCAUUGGCUGCGACAUGGGAUUGUGUACUGGAGUCAGGAUGUGCUUCCACCGACGCAGCCAUACACGGUGCUUGAGCCGGUCAAGAGGGGGGGGCUAUUGAAAGAGUGAUACUACAUAGAUAGACUUUAUACUACCCUUUUAUCAGCAACAACCCGAU